ACUCCCCCCAUCCUGAAGAGUAAAGACUCUACGAGUUUCUUUCUAUUGUAGCAAGUAGCAAGCAAAGCAUCGCAGCACGCAGUUUGUAAUGGCAACCACACUCGCGUUUUUCCGCCCCACCCUGGUCCGGGCCUCCGCGGCUUCUCCAUCCAAACCCGACCCCAACAGCAGGAAGCCCGUUUCCUCCAACUGGUGGGCUCCUUUGUUCGGAUGGCCCGCAGAUCCGGACUACAUCGGCUCCGGCCCACCGCGGAAGCCGACCGGUAAACCGGAUCCGGAAGUGGGCCGGCCCAGAUCGAGGUUCGGAGCGGGGUGCUUCACGGAGGAGAAGGCAAAGGAGCUGCGGAAGAAGACCACGGAAACGUCGACGUUUCACGACAUCAUGUACCACUCCGCAAUUGCGUCCAGACUCGCUUCCCAAGGGUACGAUAAAUAGCAACUCUCUUUCCAAUCCGUCGACUUUUCUACCCUCAAUCGCUCAUCGUUCAAUUUCUUUUUAAUUUCUUCAACUAUCAACCUUAAGCUGAUGAAUGAUUUGGGACACUCUCUCUUCAUAUGUGCUAGUCGUCUGGAUCUGUAUUUUAUUUACCUUUCUUCUCCUUUAAUUUUCCACUUUUUCGAUCUCUA
Messenger RNA from Cajanus cajan (pigeon pea), 627 nucleotides. RefSeq names its product plant/protein. NCBI's taxonomy places the organism in Eukaryota, Viridiplantae, Streptophyta, Magnoliopsida, Fabales, Fabaceae. The record is from RefSeq and is a predicted model, not a curated record.